This is a messenger RNA of Kogia breviceps (pygmy sperm whale), 1204 nucleotides long. It is a transcript of the gene INCA1, whose product is annotated as inhibitor of CDK, cyclin A1 interacting protein 1. NCBI's taxonomy places the organism in Eukaryota, Metazoa, Chordata, Mammalia, Artiodactyla, Physeteridae. The record is from RefSeq and is a predicted model, not a curated record. Gene Ontology annotation, biological process: negative regulation of cyclin-dependent protein serine/threonine kinase activity; negative regulation of cell population proliferation. Gene Ontology annotation, cellular component: cytoplasm. Gene Ontology annotation, molecular function: cyclin binding; cyclin-dependent protein serine/threonine kinase inhibitor activity.
GGCGGGCGCGCGCGCGCGCGCGCGGUUGGGCGGGCGGGCGCGCGCCGUCCCGAGAAGGGCUAGGCAGCGACCCGGACAGCUGUUAAAGGGGCAAUGUCCCCAGGACUGCGGGGCCCACCGGGCGGAGACGGGGUAACCGAGCUGCGGACACGGGAGGGCGAGUAGGACGCAAGCACUCGGGAGGGUGGCCAGCGCCCAGUGAGCCGGGUAAAGUGGAGGGCGACCCAGCACCAAUGAGGAGACUCAGUCCAGCCACCCAGCCCAGUCCAGUCAUGCAAGCACAGAAAGAUGGAGACAACCUUAUCCCUUUUGUCAAGUGUUCCAGGGUGGUCAGCCGAUCUCCACCACCCAGCUUGCCUUCCCAGAGCCUCAGACUGAUGCCCCAGCGCUACGGAGACACCUUCUGGGACAACCUUAGUCAAAGGCCCAGCCCCACCUGGAUGGAGGAACAGUACAUCCCACCCCUGCUGAGAGCCACUGCUUGCUCCCAGCCUGGCCUGUACUUUCCUGAGGGGCUCCCACCCCCUGCGGUGCUCUGCAGAAGAAAGAGAAGGAGGCCAUAUUUGGCAGGAAUGCAGCAGGGAUCUGGGAGCAUCCCAGCCCGGGUAAGGGCUGUCACUUAUCACCUGGAGGAUCUAAGGAGGCGACAGAGAAUCAUCAAUGAACUGAAGAAGGCCCAGUGGGGUGGCUCUAGGGCUGCGUGUGAGCCCCUGGUGCUUGACGGCGAUGGCUGUGGACUCCCCAACACCACCGAACACCCUGGUCUGGAAGAGGAGAGGGUAAACGCUCCACGGGAAGAGGAGCACUUCCUCGCUCCUGGCAGGGCCCAGCUGCUUUGGUCUCCCUGGAGUCCCCUGGGCCAGGAGGGGUCUUGUCUCUCCAGGCCGCCGAGUUCUCUCCUUCAGCACUAUCACAGCCAGUAGGGACCCCCUUUACAAUCCCUGGGGGGUGGAGUUGCGGUCUGAGGAGUAAGGAGAAACCGCGCACGCCCAAGAUGCUAGCGUCCUCCAGGGCCCACGACUAGUUCUGGGCGCUGGAAUCUCCAGCAUUUAUGACAUCAAGGCAUUCCCCCUUUCCCUGACCUUUCUCACUUUCCUCUCCCAUCCUCUGAACUAGGCACGAACGGGGCUCCCUUUGCCUCCCAUCUCUACCCGCCCCUCUCACAGGAGCUCCCCAAGGCCUGUCGUCCCGCAGGCCGGCUCCC